Messenger RNA from Cuscuta epithymum, 1742 nucleotides. NCBI's taxonomy places the organism in Eukaryota, Viridiplantae, Streptophyta, Magnoliopsida, Solanales, Convolvulaceae. The record is from the annotation of a GenBank genome assembly.
GGAGGGAGUAUUUUAAAACAUUUUUUCCCAAACGGCCUCUAUGUAUGCCCGCAGCCGGGAACUUCUGUGUUGGAGCAGUUAAGAGGUCGCCGGAAAAAGACCGCCCUCGCGUCGAUUUUUUCCCCAACCCGAAGACAUCGGAAACCUAUCGCGUACUCCUCUUCUCCCUGUCACGCUUCCAGCCCGUACAAAUUCCUAACUCCGUGGAUGAAUCUAUGUUGUGGUCUGCAAAACUCCAUCACCAAAUCCCUUGCAUAAAGCUUCCACUUUGUUGAAAAUUGGUAACUUGCAGUUCGACUGGGAAAAAAGGAGACAACCUGUCGCAAAAUCACGCCUGGGCGCCAAGAGGAAGACUAUCGCGACUAUUCUUUUUCUGGCUAGGCGAGUGAAGUGGGCGACGCCGUGACAAUUAGGUGGUAGAUCCGCAGAUCCGCCACAACCUGUGCCCACCUUGUCCCUGUGAUCAGUUGCGCACAAGUUUGGAAUAUGGGAAAAGCUUCAAGGGAUAAAAGGGACAUUUAUUAUCGGAAAGCUAAAGAAGAAGGGUGGCGUGCAAGGAGUGCCUUUAAGCUCCUUCAGAUUGAUGAUGAGUUUAACAUAUUUGAAGGAGUUAAACAUGUUGUGGAUUUGUGUGCAGCUCCUGGCAGCUGGAGUCAGGUUUUGAGCCGAAAGUUGUAUCUUCCAGCAAAACUCUCCCAAGAUUCAAUAGACAACGAUCUACCACUUAUUGUAGCCAUUGAUUUGCAGCCAAUGGCUCCAAUUGAAGGUGUUAUUCAAGUACAAGGUGAUAUAACAAAUGCUAGAACAGCUGAAGUGGUGAUUAGACAUUUUGAUGGAUGCAAAGCUGACCUGGUUGUCUGUGAUGGUGCACCUGACGUUACUGGACUCCAUGAUAUGGAUGAAUUUGUUCAGUCCCAACUUAUAUUGGCUGGUUUGACCAUAGUUACUCACAUACUAAAACAAGGUGGAAAGUUCAUAGCCAAAAUUUUUCGAGGAAAAGAUACAAGCCUUCUUUAUUGUCAGCUCAAACUUUUUUUCACUGAAGUUACUUUUGCUAAGCCCAAAAGCAGUCGCAAUUCAAGUAUUGAAGCAUUUGCAGUCUGUGAGAUCUAUUCUCCACCUGAAGGAUUUAACGAGAAAGAUUUGUAUCGCCUUCUUGAAAAGGUUGGGAGUCCAUCUGGCAUGGAAGAUUUAGAUUGUAGUAGUGGAUGGCUGGAAGGACCAAACAAGGUGUAUAUACCAUUUUUGGCUUGCGGAGACCUCAGUGGGUAUGACUCAGACCGGUCAUAUCCCCUCUCCAAGAAUGCAGAUGGAAGUUAUCAGAGUUUAGAUCCUGUACAGCCUCCAAUUGCUCCUCCCUACAAAAGGGCUCUUGAAAUGAAGAAAGCUCAAGGUCAAGGUGUCUUGGAACUCAAUAAGCUUUCCCUUGGCUCGUAAGCAUUGUUUGCACAAAUAGUUAUAUCAGAUUCUGAUCACUGGACUUGGACGUGUAAUCGGUGAUUAUUGACUUGUUGGGUAUUGUUUGUAUCUUGAACAAUUCAACAAUAGGGAAUGUUUGGUACCAGCUUACUCAUUAUAACUAGGGGAUCUAUGAACUUGUGUCAAUUUACGUGCAUUCUUGAGUUGGCCCCAAAAAUUAUAUAUAUAACCUUAACCUGUUACACGCUGUCAAUUUAUGAACAUUCAAGACUUAGGAUACUUGUUAUAUAAAAAUUCCUAGUUUUGUAAUGUUUAAUUAUCAG